This is a messenger RNA of Cherax quadricarinatus, 1303 nucleotides long. Lineage: Eukaryota; Metazoa; Arthropoda; Malacostraca; Decapoda; Parastacidae. The record is from RefSeq and is a predicted model, not a curated record.
GAAAAGAAUAUAUGCGAAUUACAUGGAAGCAUUAGUGAAGAGGAGAUUGUCGAUAAGACGACGACGUUCGUUGGAAAUCAAGAGAGGCGGUGCACAUCGCGAUGAGAGAUUGUCUGAAUUACAGAAUGAGUGGGAUCGCAUGGAUGCACUAUGGAAGAAGGCUGUAGAAACAGGAAAUACACCUGGUAUUUCUACUGAUGUGAAUGAAACUGAGAGUAAUGACGGACAGCUUGGAGGUGCGACGGGGAAUAUGGUUACUUCUACCAGCGUUAAUGAAGAUGAGAGUGCAGGUAGUUCUGGUAGUGUUGGUACCUCACAGCGCGAAGGUGCAGCCAGGAAGGUGGAUACUUCUGUCCUCGUUAAUGAAGAUGAGAGAGCAACUACCUCACAUGACGUGCCCGGGAGUAAUGUCACACACAACAGUGGAGGUGAAGAUGAGAGAGCAACUACCUCACAUGAUGCAGAUGGGAAUCCAGAAAUUAUCACAUACAUCCAGAAUUUUAGAGGUAGGCACACAGUGAGGAAAUAUAGUGUUCCUUCAACUUAUAACAGAGAGUUAAGAAUGUAUUUACAUGCUUAUAGGGAUUAUUUUAUAGAUAAGAUGCGAGAUUUGUAUGAUAGAUCACCUCUGGCAAUGUCACUCAGAAUCCACCCGAUUAUAGUUAUAAGGACAUUACGUCAAAACAUAUCGGUUGAUGAGCAAAAUGGACAAUUUGUAAUAAAUUUAGCGUUUGAGUUAGUAAGUGAAAAGGAAAUCUCUGAAGUAUUUGAUAGAUGGGUGGGAACGAUAUUAGAAAGAUAUGAGACAGAGUUGCAAGAUCAGGAAGGAUAUGGUUGGAUCAUAGAUCAAAUCGAAUCUUUCAGUAUCGAAUACGUCAAAGUAGAAUUCAGAGUACAAGUAGGAUCAUAUGUGGCAUAUCCCAAGAAACUACGAGGGAGUCAAUAUAUAUUUAAUCCAAAAAUUAAUGAUGGGUUGUGUGUACUGCGUGCUUUUGCUGCCUAUCAAUGUCAAAUGGAAAAAUAUAUCCAGAGUUGUCGAUACUAAGAGAGGAUGUCUUAAUCAUGCAAAAUCUUCUAUAAAUGAUUUUCCCAUUACACGUGAUAAGUUAGGUAUAUUAGAAAAGUUGAAGUUAAGACACAUGUGCAACAUCUGAGUGUCUUUAUUGAAGACGUUUCGCCAUCCAGUGGCUUUAUUAAUACAAAUUCCAGGACAUAAGUUGAAGACAGUAGAACUAUGUUCAGAAGAUGAGGUAAUCAGUCCCUCAACCUUGCAGUAGGUGCGAAGAACGCUGUAGUCGUGGAG